Messenger RNA from Colletotrichum navitas, 457 nucleotides. RefSeq lists its product as uncharacterized. The record is from RefSeq and is a predicted model, not a curated record. NCBI's taxonomy places the organism in Eukaryota, Fungi, Ascomycota, Sordariomycetes, Glomerellales, Glomerellaceae. The transcript has a single exon. Bases 39 to 335 code for a protein of 98 amino acids.
ACAAAUCUCUCUAGCAUUCUGCCGCUGCCCGCUAUUAAAUGAAGGCAUCUACUAUGUUGAUGUUAAUGUUUCUAAGGUCUGCAUCAUUACCCCGCAAUCCUUGCCAUAACAUAGACUCUGCCCGGCUCCAGACGGCACUCUUUCUCCAAACUACAGACAUUGGACGCGUCGGGGUAAUAUUACCAACGUCCCCUCUAACCACCACCGCCCUUACUCCCUCCGUGGGCCCUAAAACUGUUCUAUGGCGGAAGUGUUUUGCGCCAUCCAGAGGUCGGGAGCAAAACCGUCACACGCAGCUGACAGACGACAUCAUCCACCUCACUGAAGCCCUUUAGCGUCACCGCCUGCUGAUAAGCGCAUCAUCUGCAACUCUGUCAUUGACUGGCCCCUCCAUAACUCGUGAGCAACUGUUAUGCUGUGGUGAAAGUCUUGUCGCCUCCGCUCAAGCUGGAAUUAC